Messenger RNA from Ceratina calcarata, 3483 nucleotides. RefSeq names its product adenomatous polyposis coli protein. Gene Ontology annotation, molecular function: gamma-catenin binding; microtubule binding; beta-catenin binding. Gene Ontology annotation, biological process: negative regulation of microtubule depolymerization; cell fate specification; cell migration. Lineage: Eukaryota; Metazoa; Arthropoda; Insecta; Hymenoptera; Apidae. Gene Ontology annotation, cellular component: catenin complex; cytoplasmic microtubule; beta-catenin destruction complex. The record is from RefSeq and is a predicted model, not a curated record. Bases 225 to 3176 code for a protein of 983 amino acids. The transcript is spliced from 8 exons.
UCGGAUGCAUUGACCAAAUGACCGUCGACCUUGCAGCCUGCAGAGCAGUGCCAGGGGUGCCAGGUCAGACACGCUUAGUAAUUAACGUUGACAUCGAAUCAGCGAGGAUGCUGGCUGUAGUCGAUCAUUAACUAGUCGAGAGUUUCUAUAAUUUUAAUUAUCGUCCAUUAUUGAUCGGUCCUGAACAAGGGAUUCUCGGAGACGAGCGAGACGAGUCGAUCGCGAUGGACAGGAGUACCGAGCAGAGGUACGACGACGAGACGUCCGAGCAGCCGGUGGACUACAGUAAGAAAUACAGCGAGAGGAAAACCGCAGCCGAGAACGCGACCGACCGAUCUUGUAAAAAAGAAUUCGGUGAACGCGGCUCGAAAGUGGAUUUAUUCGGCGAUUACGCCGAGACCGAUCUGGACCAACCGACGGAUUACAGUUUACGUUACGCCGAGGACGACACCGACGACGAUGAGAAACAAAGCCCGGAAUAUUUCCCAGGAAGCGUGCAGGAAGACACGGUGAAGACUUACUGCACGGAAGGUACUCCGUAUGAAACGCCGUUCAAUUUUUCCACUGCGACUUCCAUGUCCGAUUUGCGUCUGGAAGACACGAAGGAGGACAGAUCGGAUUCGCAGAAAAAGAACAAAAAGUCAGACCGCAAGGAAGGCAUGAAUUACGAGCGUUCCCUGUCUCUCAAUUGCAACGAAGACGGUCUUGGAAAGAAACUGGAAGCUUCGAAGAAUUCUGAGAACUCGGAAAAAUUGAUUAAUUAUUAUCAACCUGAGACGUCCGGUGGAUUCUCCAGGGCUAAUUCUCUGAGCUCCCUUGGCAGUGCUACGCAGAGGAAUAAUACUACUACGAUUUCUAAAGCACCCUCGACAGAUUCCUCUGAUAAGGACAACGUGUCGGAAAGGGUCGAUGCUGCAAGUAGCAGCAAUAAUGCAAACGGUUUACGUAUAUCAGAUGAGACUGAUAGCCCCACGGAGGGGAAGAAUAAUUCUAGGAUUAUGGAUAAAGAAGGCAAGAUGGUCACCUUCAGCAGGCAAGACUAUUACGCUGAACAAACACCUUUAAUGUUCUCACGUUGUAGUUCCCUUGGUUCUCUGAGUGGAUUCGAGCAGCAUUCCAUACACGACGAUCGUAGUUCCAUCGUCAGCGACUUUAGCCGUAGGACCAGCGGUGUCGUGUCUCCGAGCGAACUGCCAGAUUCGCCGACGCAAACGAUCCCUCCGAGUCCUCGGAAUCAUAAAAACCAGUGCGCGGAUUUCAUAAGCAAAAUACCUGAAGAAGCAGUAAGACCGCCGGUUCGACAUUUAUCUUAUCCGAAAUGUCGUCCGACGACGACCAGCGUUUUCGAGGACGAUAUUGCUACGUUCAAAGAGGAAUCGACGCCGAUUGAAUUCUCCACGGCUACCAGUCUCAGUUCUCUGACGAUCGACGAUGAGGUGAAAAUCCCGAACACUUCCGAGCCUCCGUUGAAAGAAACAAAAGAAACUGAGACCAAAGUGGAGAAAGACGAUAAAGUAAAUUUGCCGGAGGAGAAAGUUAGUAACGUUGAGACUGAGAAGGAGCAGGAGCAAGUGAGCGACGGUGACGAGGAUGACGAGGACAUUCUAGCAGCUUGUAUCAGUAGAGGAAUACAGAACAAUAGGUACAGGCAAUCGUUCAAAACUGUGCAAAAACCACACCAGCCAGAACCAUCGAAUAUAUUGAGUCGCUGUCAAAGGACGCCAGUUUUGAACAGGCUGGAGCCUCCGGUUCUCGUGACUCCCGACGCUCCGGCGACUGCCUCGAAGGCGAAGCCUGCGAUCGAAGUCGUGGCUGCUCCGGACUCGGUGCACGUUUACUGCACGGAAGACACGCCGGCAGAUAUUUCUCCCAUGGGCUCCCAGUCCAAUCUCUCGGCUCUAUCCAUGCCUAGCGUCCAGGAAGACGUGGAGAGGCCUGAAGAGGUGAAAUCAUCGAACGAAGUCGAAUGCCACAGGAACGAUCUCUCCGACGAGAGCUCCAAUUUAUCUGGCGAGGAUGAGAAGAUUCUUGACGAGUGCAUUCAAUCGGGAAUACCAAAAGUUCGACAGAUAACCCCCCCUCCGACGAAUUGCAUUCCAUUUGCACAGAAAACUGAGGUGCCAACGCAGAGAUUUAACAUCUGCGGCACUCCCUCGUCAUCGCCAGUGGAGAGCGCGAAUAAAAAUCCUAUUCUCCGAAAACCGAUGUCCCGUGCAACGUUAGAUAACGAGAACGAUCCAUUCGACAGUCCGAAUAAUUCAGACGACGAGGCUAUCCUCAGCGAAUGCAUAAGAUCCGCUAUGCCGAAGGUUAGGUUGAACAUGUCCACGCUUAUGGGUCAGUUAUCGCAGACCUCCACGAAGUCUAAAAUGGUUUCUCGAAAACCGUCGUCCAUUCCAUACCGACAGCCAGAGUACAAUGAACGGAGCAAGCCGCAGCCGAAGAAACCAGUGCCCUACGAGGACAAUUUAAGCCUGUCAGAAGAGGAGGAAGACAUCAUGUUGGCUCAGUGCAUAAAAUCUGGAAUGCCAAAGGCCUUGAACGUCUCUUCCAAUUCGUUUACCUCCGCGAAGAAGCAACAAGAUUACUCGAAGACUAGAAACACUGCCGGUUGUUACGCGAACAAAUCUUACACAACGAGAAACGCCACGGUGCAGACUCAGCCGCCGCACAAGCCUAUAGAAACCGACCAUCACGGAGGUUCAUCUUGCACUUUCCAUUCUGCCAAGUCGCAAGAGGCCAGGAAUCGGCAGAUUCUCAAAAACGGUGUUAAUCCGUACGAGAAGUUGAACGCUUUAUCGUGUGUUAGGAAGUAUUCUCAUUCGGAGCGGCAACGUAACGUAAACGAGAAUAUUCUGAGGUCCGAGGUGCCUAAUUGCAGGUCGCCCGUUUUACACGGGGCCGACAACGACGACGACGAGCCUUAUAGAAACGUCGUGAAAUCGAACGUCGCUCCUUCCAGGCAUAGUUCCGUCAGCUCCCUCAGCGAAGAGGGUUCCCUCGGGUCCAUAGAAGAAUGGGCGCUCUUAGAACUGUGUAUCAGUUCCGGGAUGCCCAGGAACAAGUACCGUUUGAAGGGAAUCAAAAACGAGGGGAACGUGAACGAGGACCGUGAAACGAUAGCCGAGGACAAUUACUCGAUCUGCAGUUACAAUUCUUACGUUUGUAAAACGUAAACUCGUACAAGACUGAAUAAGAAUUUUUGUAUUGAGAGGGCCUAAUCGUAUUUCGCGUAUAAUUGAGAAAUGUUUCAAUCGAUUCGUCCCCCUCGGGUUUUAUAUAUUUUAAUUAAUCAAAUGGUGCAAAGGGAAUAUUUUCCGUUAAAUAAAAAUAUAUCAUGAUCUCCUUCUAUCUUUCAGUAACUCUACGCUUCGGUUUCCACCGCCUAAACUGUUGUACAUUGUAAGAAUAAGCGUAUUUGAUAAAAGUUACGAUUGUUACGUUACAUGGCGUCGAUGAAUAAAAUUUCGAUCUCCAUUGUAA